AAUUGAAGUUUUGUUACACAGCAAAAAAUGUAGUAAACGCAAGCAUGUAAUAAUGAUUUGUGUAGUCAAUUUUAUGUAAUAUUACAUAGCUUUUAUGGAACACAUUUUGUAUUUUUGCCUAACACCAAUUACGCCUAAAUUGUGUAAUAUUAACAGCCUUUUUAAUUAAUAUUGCAUACGCGUGUUUCCUCAUGUUUAGCUGUCAAAUUUUUCCACCAUCAGUAAUCAAAACAAAGCGUUCCAAGUCGGCCAGCUUCAAGGAGGCGUUCCAGCAGAUCGAGGACUUUAUCGCCAACCCGGAGUACUCUACGCAACUGUUGACGGGCGAACUUGACAACCGUCCCGAAACGGACGUCGAGUUCAACAAGCUGCGCGAGACGGAACAACACGACGACGUCGAGUGCGCUGGAAAAGGCCUAACGACGAGGACGGUGCGGUUUCAGUGCGUUGGUCAAUCGCCAACUAACUCACCGGGCGGGACUGUUUUUCGAGAACGAACUGGAAUGUAAUGGCCGAAGAUCCUACGUUGCAUAAAAAUGGCUCACUGCUUCGGGCGUAAGCUGUGAUAGUUCCCCGUCGCCGUUACUAAUCAUGGAUCUGCUGCGGCAUCACUCGGAGUUCGAGCAGCUCGAUCGUUCCGGUCCGUAGGCGAACUCCACCGUCCACAUGCUGGAGUAUUCCGACGCCAACGAUGUAAUGAGUUUGGCGCAGUUCAGGACGCUUUUCACAAAAACUGCUCCACCCGACUAUGGGACGCCACGUACACGAUCCAAGGCCCCCUGACCUGGCGACGGUUCCAUCGCCUGCCGGACGAGGCACAGGCCAAUGCGAACCUCAACCCGUACCAAACUGACUCUGUCCCCGUACGCCAAUACUGGGACAAACUCCUGCAUGAGCCGUACUCAAACGCGCGGGACAAUGCGCAAAAGUCUUCCGCCAGGAAAAAAGUUUGUGUCUAACUGCCCAUUGAGUUGAACCCGGAUAAAAUGCUUUGUUUUGUUGUCUUUUUUAGGUUUAAAUUUUGUGUGAGCGAUGUUUAGAGGGAUUUUUAAACCUGGAUGUUGUCCUAGGUCCAACCUCCAAGGCCAACGCCUUCCUCAACAAAACCAGGGCCAUCGAGGACAUUUCCAGCACGCCAUCGCCGAAGCGCAAGUUUAUACAAAUAUCCGGCGACGUGUAGUCGCUAGACCUGUACAUCUUCUCGCCGGUGCGUCGUAACGUGCCCGCGUCACACCUAUUGAACCACCCCGUAGCAGUGGCGCGUCUUUUCACGCCCGGAAUCAACAUUCAGACCUCAAAUCUGAAGUUCCUUCCUCGGGCUCGGCAUCAUGGGCUGCGGUAUCGUAAAGACCCUGCUCAACUCAGGCCACUCGGUUGUGGUGUGGAACCGCACCGCCAACAAGUGCCGCAAGCUCAGGAGGCGGGCGCCGAGGACGCUGACACGCCUUCGGACGUGAUUGAGUUUACGGACGGGACGAACUCGUGCGUGUCGGAUCCGCAAGAAGCG
This is a messenger RNA of Culex quinquefasciatus (southern house mosquito), 1507 nucleotides long. Its product is annotated as putative oxidoreductase GLYR1 homolog. The transcript has a single exon. The record is from RefSeq and is a predicted model, not a curated record. NCBI's taxonomy places the organism in Eukaryota, Metazoa, Arthropoda, Insecta, Diptera, Culicidae. Bases 192 to 509 code for a protein of 105 amino acids.